Molecule: messenger RNA, 3109 nt
Organism: Eriocheir sinensis (Chinese mitten crab)
Lineage: Eukaryota; Metazoa; Arthropoda; Malacostraca; Decapoda; Varunidae
Product: sialin-like
Exons: 10
Coding region: 140-1714 (524 amino acids)
Biological process (GO): transmembrane transport
Molecular function (GO): transmembrane transporter activity
Source: RefSeq, a predicted model, not a curated record
CCGGUGACCGUGAGUGAAUGUGUGGUGCAGUAGACUGUGGCGAGGCUGGCAGAAGGGAAACAGUGUGGUGUGGUGAAGCCUGGGACCAUAGUCACUGUCAACACCACCACCACUACAAGCCAUCAUCACCACCGUCUCCAUGCACCACUGUCCCUCCCCCACUCACCAUCACCACCACUACCACCACCACACCAACUCCACCCCUUCCACUGCACUCAUGGCCUCCAUAGCUGCCGCCUCCACCUCCACUCACAGGGAAAAGGAGUGUGAAGAGCCAUCAUGUACUAUAAGGUGUUCGUGCUGUGGGAUGCUGCGGUACCUACUGGUGGUGCUCGGCUUGCUGGGAUGCUGUUUAGACUAUAUGCUUCGCUUCAACAUCAGCGUCACUAUCGUGUCAAUGGUCAACACGACACAUACCCAGGAUGUAAACACCACCAGCUACAAGUGUCCCGCCGCCAUCAAUGCAUCAAGCGCUGCCCAGAAAACAACGGGCGGUGGGGAGUACGACUGGACGGACCGGGAGCAAGGCCUCGUGCUGGGGGUGUUCUUCUGGGGUUACCUGGUCACCAAGACGAUAGGUGGUCGCAUCGCCGAGCUGGUGGGUCCUCACCUGACCGUCACCGUGUCGAUUAGUUUGUGUGGGGUCCUGACACUCCUGACGCCCACCGUGGCUGAUCUCAGCCCCUACGCGCUUGCUGCUCUUCGUCUCCUGUUGGGGGUGUUGCAAGGACCUAUUUUCCCUGCCCUCUACUGUAUAAUAUCGAGAUGGGCCCCUGCCGGCGAAGUAGCUACGAUGAUUGCUGCGACUUAUUCGGGCAUGGGUAUAGGGGCACUGCUGUCCUUGGGGUUCUCCGCCAUGGUGGUCCAAGCCGUCGGGUGGCGCUGGAUCUUCUGGGGCGGCGGGAUCGUGACGCUGGUGUGGGUGCCCUUCUGGGUGAUCUAUGUGAAGGACAGCCCGGCGCAGCAUCCAGGGAUAUCACGCCGGGAGCUGAGUCUUUUGUCUGAAAACCAUAACGAACCAAGGAAAAGGGUGCCUUGGAGUCGCAUCUUUGCGUCGAGACACGUGUACCUGUUUGCACUGAUGGAGUUCAUCGGUGUGUGGGCCCAGGGCAUUUUAAUUACGGAGGGACCCACCUUUCUGACCACACAGCUCGGCCUUCACCUGGAUGUGGCGGGGAUGGUGGGCCUUGUGCUAACGGGGUGUGCCUUCGUCAUGUCCCUCGUGUAUGGCUGGCUCUCGGACCUGAUCAAGAGGAGGGAGUGGCUGCGGACCGUCAACAUACGCCGACUCAUGCAAGGGAUUGGGCUUACGGUGACGACGGUGGGCACGGUGGGUAUCCUGCUGGCUCCCUGCGACGCCCCGCUCGUGUCUGCCUCCCUGGUCAUGAUGAGCAUGGCAAUCCCCGUCAGCGUGGCCACCUACACCCUCGGCCCCAUGGACAUCGCGCCGAACUAUGCUGGUACGAUGAGCGGCAUAUACGGUGUUGGCAACAUUGCUGGCUUCCUGUCGCCUAUGUUUGUGUCUUACUUCAUCAGCAAGGAGAACGGCUGGACCAUCAUUUACCUCACCAACAUGGGCCUGUACGCCACGGGCAGCCUCCUGUACAUCAUCGGCGUGUCUGCCUCGGAAGCAGAGUGGAAUCUAUACGAAGAGAUUCCAGGCGACAACCACUCGACUCCGGAGAAAAAGAGACUGAAUGGGAAGGCGAUGUGAUCCUGUGGUAGGAGUGCAGUAAUAGCAAGUUGGCGGUGGCCGAGUGGUCAGUGCGCGGAGGUGGUGAUUCCCAAUGUUCAGUCCCAUCCAAAGCAGCUGACAAUGUAGUACAACCAUCGACGAGUGGCGGAAGAUUACCUAUACAUACUGUGCAGAUCUUCAGUCAACCCAACUUUAGCAACUUUGGUCAAGAGGAGUAGGCCUACCGUGGGGCAGCACGGGCCAAGCAAAUCAUAUAUCACGCCAGACACUCAAAAUAUAAUUCGCUAAGGGCCUGGGGCCGUCCAACAUGCCCCUUAAGAGAACCUACCUGCGCUGUGGGCAUCACCUUAAAAAAGUGGUGUGUGUGUGUGUGUGUGUGUGUGUGUGUGUGCAUGAGAGAGAGAGAGAGAGAGAGAGAGAGAGAGAGAGAGAGAGAGAGAGAGAGAGAGAGAGAGAGAGAGAGAGAGAGAGAGAGAGAGAGAGAGAGAGAGAGAGAGAGAGAGAGAGAGAGAAACGGGUCCUAGCAGUGAGGAAAGUCCACAGAGAGAAAUUCUAACAGUGCCACACAAAGGAUGGAAAGAUCAUGAUAAAACUAAAAAAAACUCCACAGUACGGCACACAAUUGUCGACGAGCAAUCCCUGUUGGUCUUCCUGGAUAAGUACCCUGCGAUAGAUAGAUAGAUAGAUAGAUACUUUAUUCGUCAAAUUGUAAUACAUUAAAUUUUGUAUACAAAAUGAAAUUUAUUUUGGCUUAAGAGCUCCCUAGUAGUUUUUUUUUUUUUUUUUUUUUUUUGUGACGGACACACAUCAAGAAAUUGCCUCUUCCGACUCGACUGCAACAAACUACAACUGCUACCACUUCGACCACUACUACCACUUCUCUGUCAAACAACUAUAAUAUCAAUAACUUCUAUCAGACCACUAAAACCAACACUGCCAAUAACAACAAUAAAUCCGUAAUCUUUACUACUACUACUACUACUACAAUUACUUCUACUACGACUACAACAACUACUACUACUACUACUACUACAACCACUACUACUACUACUACUACAAACACUACUACUACCACUACUACUACUACUGCUACUACUACCACUACUACUACUAUUACUACUACUACUACUACUACUACUGUGCCCCGUCGCUCGGAGCGGCUCAGAGCCAAGGCACCCGCUCAAGACUAGGACUAUGAGCGUGAAGGGGGGAGGGAGAUGUGGGUAAUGUUAUUUCUGAAUAUAGGCACCUUGCCUGGGGCAACACUAAUCCCGCGGUGUCAGCGGUUUUGACCGUUGUGGCCCCUCAGAGGCUGGCAGCGCCUCAGGGGCCAGUUCACCCCGUCUCUGUAUCGCGUACGCACGUACUCGUUCUUCUCUGUUACUUUCCAUAGAAUAUACGGACUUUAGUUUA